This is a messenger RNA of Anoplophora glabripennis (Asian longhorned beetle), 678 nucleotides long. RefSeq names its product transcription initiation factor TFIID subunit 7-like. Gene Ontology annotation, cellular component: transcription factor TFIID complex. Gene Ontology annotation, biological process: RNA polymerase II preinitiation complex assembly; transcription initiation at RNA polymerase II promoter. NCBI's taxonomy places the organism in Eukaryota, Metazoa, Arthropoda, Insecta, Coleoptera, Cerambycidae. The record is from RefSeq and is a predicted model, not a curated record. The transcript has 4 exons. Bases 32 to 661 code for a protein of 209 amino acids. Gene Ontology annotation, molecular function: RNA polymerase II general transcription initiation factor activity.
UGGCUGCUGCUGUGAUGAAAUUUAAAUUUGAAUGCAGUUAAUUGCGGAAAACAAAAUGGAACUUGAAGAGGACAAAAUUGAUUUAGAAGAACAAUUCAUAUUACGCCUUCCCUAUGAAGAAGCCUGCAAGCUUCGAGAAUUACUUCAAACUAAACCGGAGAAGGUAAAAAAACUAUCAAAAAUAUAUCUGAAUCCGGACGAAAACGAAGGAAGCGUGUACUUUGCAAAGUCUGUCUUUUACGGCACUCUGAAAAAGUUACCGACAAUAAUAGAAUCGUACAAAACCAACAUUUGUAACGACACUUCGACACUGUUUAAGACCGCGGAUAUUUCUCAGAUGCUGGAUUGCUCUAACCAAGGCGAGAUUAGUGACAAGAAGGAUACGAUCCAUGGAUAUUGUCCGCCACUGAAAAAUGUGAAGACGAAGAGGUUCAGAAAGACCAUGUACAAUACGGAUUUUGCCAUUGAAGCAGAGUCGGUCACUAAAGAACUGUAUUACUUGUUGAGUACAGACUUAGAAGCUGCGUCAUCAAAAUUCGAAAUACUGUAUGAAGGUACAAGUUCUAGUAAACAGUAUGAAACGUCGCUGUUCGGACACCUUUCCAGCGAUUCAGAGGUUGAAAGUCUUUUAAUCAUAUUUUCACUCGGACAUCUUUUGUAAUUUUUUUCUUUUUUUUU